AUAGCGAGCUCUCAUUGGCUGUCAGAAUCCUCAGUCAUGGCUGGCACCGCCUCUUCCCCUCGGACCAGGUUCGGUUGAGUCGGAGUGCGGUUGGAGUGCGAGAGGGUCGCGGCCGCGAUGAUCUGACAGAUGUAAUAGCGAAAAAAAGACUGAGAAGGCGGGCGUUCUCCCACACUAAACAAUGUUCCCCAAAGGUAAAGGCACCCCGGUGCCGUCGGACAGCCAGGCACGAGAAAAGUUGGCUCUAUAUGUCUAUGAGUAUUUGUUACACAUAGGAGCACAGAAGUCUGCACAGACCUUUUUAUCAGAGAUCCGAUGGGAGAAAAAUAUAACACUCGGAGAACCACCUGGAUUCCUGCAUUCCUGGUGGUGUGUAUUCUGGGACUUGUAUUGUGCUGCACCAGAGAGGAGAGAGACAUGUGACCACUCCAGUGAAGCAAAAGCCUUUCAUGACUACAGUGCAGCAGCAGCCCCCAGCCCUGUGAUGGGAGGUAUGCCCCCCGGUGAAGGCAUGCCAGGAGGACCCAUGCCACCUGGCUUUUUCCAGGGUCCUCCUGGUCCCCAGGGCUCUCCUCACCCUCAGCCUCCUCCCCCUAACAGUAUGAUGGGGCCUCAUAGUCAGUCCUUCAUGUCGCCUCGCUUUGCGGGAGGCCCAAGAGGUCCACCUAUCAGGAUGGCUAGUCAGCCUCCAGGAGGAGUACCAGGUCCUCAUCCCAUGCUGCCCAGCAUGGACCCCACACGACCACAAGGCCACCCUAAUCUAGGGCCAAUGCAGAGAAUGAGCGGCCCUCGAGGUAUGGGACCUAUGGGGCCUGGCCCUCAGAACUUUGGUGGUGGGAUGAGGCCUCCACACAAUACCAUGGGUCCUGGUAUGCCAGGAGUGAACAUGGGCCCAGGGACCGGCCGACCAUGGCCCAAUCCCAACAAUGCCAAUUCUAUGCCUUACUCAUCACCCUCUCCUGGUGCAUAUGGGGGGGCUUCUGGAGGAGGAGGACCCCCAGGAACUCCCAUCAUGCCCAGCCCUGCAGACUCAAACAACUCUGGUGACAAUUUGUACACCAUGAUCAACACUGGACCCGGAAACCGAAAUAAUUUCCCUAUGGGCCCGGGCUCUGACGGACCCCUGGGAGCCAUGGCUGGGAUGGAACCACACCACAUGAAUGGGUCUCUAGGCUCGGGUGAUAUGGAUGGAAUGAACAAGAAUUCCCCAAACAAUUUAAGUGGCAUUAGCAAUCCUCCUGGGACCCCGAGGGAUGAUGGGGAGCUGAGUGGAAACUUCCUCCACUCCUUUCAGAGUGAGAACUACUCGCCAACCAUGACGAUGAGUGUGUGACCCCCCACUCCCCCACCCCACCCGACAUUAUUUGCCAUCAUUCUGAGGAUCUGAACUCACUACAGAACACGGCCAAACACAUCAGCACCGAAUCAGGGACAGGCGCCAUUUUGGUUCCACACUAACGCCAGAGUGCUGGUCUGAGAAAAAUCAAAAUGGCCGGCGACUACUGCUCCUUGCUCAAAAUGAAGGACAAUUUCUCCAUUUAUCACAGCCCCAAGUGUGACAAAACCAGCUACUGAAAUGCAUUCAUGACAUGUUUUCUGUUCUUCACAGAGCUCCUGUAUCCUCAACCCCCUCAGUUCUAGUGCGAAGAGAGGAAAAAAAAGGUUUACCUCUUGUACUUUUUAAUUAUUGCUUUGUGGUGCAAGAUGUGCAGGAAGUGUCUCCACUUUUGUCACUUAAAACACUGGAGAGUGCAUAUGCAUUGUGAGCUUGGUAAGCCUUUGUCUUGUCAUUUUACAUAGCGCCAUGCAUACUGUGUCACAAAAGUCAGUUGACAUGGGACUCGCAAUCUGCCUUUUACUCUAUGGCCACCUUUAUAAAUAACGUACUAUUCUUCCCAAUGCUCACUCUUUGAUUUAAAGAGGUUUUAAAAGGGAGAAGCUGUGAAAGAAUACAGCUUUUAUUGUGAUGACCUUUCACGGUAUGUGAGUGCUCAGAUGGUUCUUAAAAUGUCAGAUUGAUCCCAUUUGAUCAAUUGCAGUCUUUUAUUGUUGAUGGACGUGCUACUCUGCACUCUGUGCUGUUCCGUCCUGUCAAGGAUAAAGCAGACUUUGACAUUAGAAGUGAGUGCAUGAAUGCUGAGAAUCUGUGUACAACAUACUACCUAGUGCUGCUCUUCUCUAUGUGGACACCUGCUUUAAGAUGUGGUGUAUAUCUCUUAUCUGCCUGUGCUUAACACUCUGUGCUCUCCAUCGUCGUAGCCUUCUGUGUUGUUUCCAGAUUAGCUGAUGAUGAUGAAAUGGCUAUGAAUGAGCUGCCCAUUUUAAUUGCUCAAACGUUCACUCUGUUGGUCAUACUUCCCUCCUGUCAAUGGUCAUCCCUCUUGACCUAGCACCCCUCCAUCCUUCUUUCCCUUGGCGCCCCACACUUUUUUUUUUUUAUAUUUUGAUACAAUCUUUGACUACAUAUAUUGCCCCAGUUAUUCCGAUUUAGUCAAAGCUUUCUAAAAUGAUUCUAGUAGGCAUCAUUAUAAACUUAGCAGCAGUCUUGUAAAUGUGAUGAGAAUGUUUUUUUUUUUCUGUGAACUACGCAUUAUACACAUCUGCCCUAUGUUGCCUUUAUUUGCUGAUAUUUUUUUAUUUCAAAUUGAGGAAAGAUUGCUUGUUAAUAUAA
Monopterus albus (swamp eel) is the source of this 2671-nucleotide messenger RNA. It is a transcript of the gene ssbp3b, whose product is annotated as single stranded DNA binding protein 3b. The coding region runs from base 182 to 1333 and encodes 383 amino acids. Gene Ontology annotation, cellular component: nucleus. NCBI's taxonomy places the organism in Eukaryota, Metazoa, Chordata, Actinopteri, Synbranchiformes, Synbranchidae. Gene Ontology annotation, biological process: positive regulation of transcription by RNA polymerase II. The transcript has 18 exons. The record is from RefSeq and is a predicted model, not a curated record. Gene Ontology annotation, molecular function: single-stranded DNA binding; protein binding.